AUUAGCUUGUUGGACAUGCUUCGUUUAACGUUAGUCUGUCUGUUGGCCACGUUGGCGCUGGCCCAGCACAAUCCACAGUGGUGGGGCAAUCGCAACACCAUCGUUCACCUCUUCGAAUGGAAAUGGGAUGAUAUUGCGCAGGAAUGUGAGGAUUUCCUGGCGCCACAUGGCUACGCCGGCAUUCAGGUCAGUCCGGUGGCUGAGAACAUAAUUUCGGAGGGUCGCCCGUGGUGGGAACGCUAUCAGCCCAUCUCCUACAAGCUGCUCACCCGCUCCGGCAACGAACUGGAGUUCGCCUCGAUGGUGCGUCGCUGCAACGAUGUUGGCGUUCGCAUCUAUGUGGAUGUGCUGCUCAAUCAUAUGUCUGGUGAUUUUCCGGGCACGGCUCAUGGCACUGGUGGCUCUGUGGCCGAGCCAAGCACCAAAUCCUUCCCAGCUGUCCCAUAUACCACCACGGAUUUCCAUCCUAGCUGUGAGAUCUUCGAUUGGAACGAUCGUUUCCAGGUGCAGCAAUGCGAACUUGUUGGCUUGAAGGAUCUGGAUCAGAGCAAGGCUUACGUGCGCGAUAAGCUCAUUGAGGUGUUGGAUCAUCUGAUUACGCUGGGCGUGGCUGGUUUCCGUGUGGAUGCCGCCAAGCACAUGGCUGCCGAUGAUUUGAGGGUAAUUUUCAAUAGCAUGCGCGAUCUGAACACCGAUCAUGGUUUCCCCAAUGGCGCUCGUCCCUUCAUCUACCAGGAGGUCAUCGAUCAUGGCCAUGAGACCGUUUCCCGCGAUGAGUACACAGAUCUGGGUGCCGUCACCGAAUUCCGUGUCUCCGAGGAAAUUGGCAAAGCAUUCCGUGGAAACAAUGCGCUGAAGUGGCUGCAAAGUUGGGGCGAAAGCUGGGGUUUCCUGCCCUCCAAUCAGGCGCUGACCUUUGUCGACAAUCAUGAUAAUCAGCGUGAUGGUGGCCAGGAGUUGAACUAUAAGUCUGCCAAGCAAUAUAAAAUGGCCACCGCCUUCCAUUUGGCCUUCCCCUAUGGCAUCAGUCAGGUGAUGAGCUCCUUUGACUUUGACAAUCGGGAUCAGGCACCGCCUCAGGAUAGCCAGGAACGGAUCAUCUCACCGGAAUUCGAUGCAGAUGGCGCUUGUACAAAUGGCUGGGUCUGUGAGCAUCGCUGGCGACAGAUUUACAAUAUGGUCGGGUUUAAGAAUGCUGUGCGUGGCACACACUUCAACAAUUGGUGGGAUAAUGGUAAUAAUCAGAUCGCUUUCUGUCGUGGCUCCAAGGGAUUCGUUGCCUUCAACAAUGAUAAUUAUGAUUUGUCUGAAAUUUUGAAAACUUGCCUGCCGGCUGGUAAAUAUUGUGAUGUCAUCUCGGGCAAUUUAAUCAAUGGCUCCUGUACAGGCAAAACAGUGAGUGUGGACAACAAUGGCUAUGGCCACAUUAGCAUUCUUGCCAAUGAAUUCGAUGGUGUUCUUGCACUGCACGCAGAUGCCAAACUAUAAAAAGAUUCGAUUUCAAAUAACGACAUUGAUUUGGAAUUUAUUCUUUUUUGUUUUGGUUUGUCAAUAAUACAAUAAAACGCACAUAAAGUAUAAUUUCUUUGGG
Messenger RNA from Drosophila grimshawi, 1591 nucleotides. Its product is annotated as alpha-amylase-related protein. Gene Ontology annotation, molecular function: cation binding; alpha-amylase activity. Gene Ontology annotation, biological process: carbohydrate metabolic process. NCBI's taxonomy places the organism in Eukaryota, Metazoa, Arthropoda, Insecta, Diptera, Drosophilidae. The transcript has 2 exons. Bases 16 to 1488 code for a protein of 490 amino acids. The record is from RefSeq and is a predicted model, not a curated record.